Molecule: messenger RNA, 915 nt
Organism: Scaptodrosophila lebanonensis
Lineage: Eukaryota; Metazoa; Arthropoda; Insecta; Diptera; Drosophilidae
Gene: HHEX
Product: hematopoietically-expressed homeobox protein Hhex
Exons: 2
Coding region: 1-915 (304 amino acids)
Biological process (GO): cell differentiation; regulation of transcription by RNA polymerase II
Molecular function (GO): DNA-binding transcription factor activity, RNA polymerase II-specific; RNA polymerase II cis-regulatory region sequence-specific DNA binding
Source: RefSeq, a predicted model, not a curated record
AUGGAGGCGACCAAAUCAAGCAAAUCAUUGUUCUCCAUUGACAAUAUCUUGGAGCAUAAAACCCAAACCAGUACACGGGAGGCUGUCAAAUUAGUCACACAUUCUGUUUCAACCCCGCCACAGAGUCCAGCCAGCCUGUCCAGCAACUCACCCGCCAAUAAUGUCGCUCCAAUUUCCACAUCGUACGAACUAUCACAUGCCGAUGUUGCCGCCUCCUCACAAUUUUCACUCAAGAAUCUGGAGCCAAGUGCGGCAGCCACCCUGCUGUCGCCCACAACGCUGCGCUUCAAUCCUGUCUAUCCAGAUCCCGCCUCGUUAUUCUAUCAGCAAGUCCUGAACCUGCAGAAGAACACCUCCCUCUUCAUGCCACAUUUUCAGGCAGCCGCCGUUGCUGCCGCAGCUGCUGCCACGCCGUCGGCAUAUUGCGAUCAAUAUAGUCCGUUUAUGGACUGCGAAGGUUUUGGAAAUCCCGCGAGCGCUGCCGCUGCACUCUAUUGUAACGCCUACCCCGCUGCUAGUUUCUAUAUGUCGAAUUUCGGCGUAAAGCGGAAGGGCGGCCAAAUACGCUUCACCUCACAACAGACGAAAAAUCUCGAGACCCGUUUCUCCAGCUCUAAGUACCUGUCGCCCGAGGAGCGUCGUCACCUGGCUUUGCAGCUAAAAUUGACGGAUCGCCAGGUGAAGACGUGGUUUCAGAAUCGUCGCGCCAAAUGGCGACGGGCCAACCAGUCUAAGCGAAGUCUGAAUAGCGGCGGAAAUACGAAAAACAUGUCUUCCGAGGCCGGAAGUUCGGGAGCGACGGACAAUAAAAUGGAGGCAGGGGCUGCGCAAAGCGAUGAGGACGAUCGCAUGUACCUAUCGGAGGACGAUGAAGACGACGACGCCGAACAGGAAGAAGUGAUAAAGCUCAGUUGA